Molecule: messenger RNA, 4369 nt
Organism: Panicum virgatum (switchgrass)
Lineage: Eukaryota; Viridiplantae; Streptophyta; Magnoliopsida; Poales; Poaceae
Product: nuclear intron maturase 4, mitochondrial-like
Exons: 6
Coding region: 450-2927 (825 amino acids)
Biological process (GO): mRNA processing
Source: RefSeq, a predicted model, not a curated record
GCUCGCUCAACUUGCGGCUCGACGGCUCGUGCAGCCCCUCAGCUCUCUCCAUUCUUUUCCCCAGUUCGCCGUCGUCCCGUGUACGCAUCGGGCUUCCGCCGCCGGCUGCCGCCACGUUCGCUGCCUCCCUCUGGUCCCUCAACCACCGCCGUCGUGUGCCAGCCGUUGCUUUACAUUGGUGGCAGAGUAGUGCGCACGGACCAGUGAUGGCAACGGGUUUCGUUUCAAGAACGAAGGAUGGCAAUGGGCGAGGGCGAACGACGAUCUGUGCGCGCCGCUGCUGCCCGAGCCUUCCCCUCGGCUGGCCGAGCUCUGCGUGCAGGUAAACGUGCUACGAGCCUCGCCGCCUCGGUCGCGUGGGAGCUGAACUCGCCGAAGUCACGAUUCAUUCUGGGAGGAAACGGAGCCAGCCGCCUCGUCCCCGCCGCGCACACCACCUGCUCGACGAAAUGCCCCCAGGACGCCUGGCGGCUGGCGCCAUAUCCAUUGUGGCGUCCGGUCGUGGCUGCCUCCUCCGGGAGCUCUGCAGGCGACCCACGCAGCGGCAUCAACGGCAAGGAGUCUACGCCACGCUUGUCCGGCGGUACAGUGCGCAUCACCUCUCGCUGGAUGGAGUAGAGGACGCAGCGGAGCAAGCCGUCGAACCGCGGCCUUCGCCGCCGCCGGUGUCUUUGGCAAAGAGCCUGGCCUUUCUCGCGGAGGAGUCAGCCGAGGCCGUCCAGAGGCAGAGGAAGCCGCUCACGCGGAUGGAGCGGAAGCGGUUAGCCGAGCUCCGCAUCAAGAAGAGGGUCAAAGCGCAGUACCUGAACGGCAAGUUCUACGACCUCAUGGGUAAGGUCGUGGCGAGUGCCGAGACACUGGAGGAUGCGUACGACAUUGUCCGGCUCAAUUCGAACGUUGAUCUAGCGUCUGCAAAGGACGAUGUCUGCUUUGUCACGCUGGCAGAGCAUCUGAGGAGUGGUGAGUUUGAUGUCAGAGCAAAUGCUUUCUCAGUGGUGGCGAAGAGAAGAGGAGAAGGGUGCCUUGUUCUUCCUAGGCUGAACUUGAAAGUGGUUCAGGAAGCGAUAAGGGUAGUCCUUGAGGUUGUCUACAGGCCUCAAUUCUCAAAGAUAUCACAUGGUUGCCGCAGUGGGCGAGGGUAUCACUCAGCCCUCAGGUUUGUAUCAGAUGAAAUCGGGGUUCCAGAUUGGUUCUUUACUGUCCCACUGCACAAAGAGGUUGAUAGCAAUGUAAACUCUAAGCUUAUUUAUCUGAUACAGGAGAAGAUCGAGGACAUCCAGUUAGUUGCAUUCAUGCAAAAAAUGUUUGAUGCCAAGGUUAUCAAUUUGGUAUUUGGUGGAUACCCAAAGGGCCAUGGGCUGCCCCAAGAAGGAGUACUUGCACCAAUCCUGAUGAACAUAUAUCUUGACAGUUUUGACCAUGAGGUGUUUAAGAUUUGCUUGAAACAUGAAGGCCUUGGUUCAGAGGCAACAAAUGUUUCAGAGGACCAUGGGUCAAAUUUGCGUCGCUGGUUUCGGAGUCAACUUAAGGAGAAAGAUGAAAAUAGUGAAGAUCAAACAGGUUGUCAGACAAAGAUAAAGCUAUAUGCUUGUAGGUAUAUGGAUGAGAUUUUUGUCGCAGUUUCUGGAUCCAGAGAUGUUGCAGAAGAUGUGAAAUCUGAAAUUGUCGCUUACUUAAGAAAAUCACUUUACUUGGAAGUUGAUGAUAGGUUGCGUCUUAUGCCAGUCAAAAGGAAUAUGCAGGGGUUACAGUUUUGUGGUGUUUUCGUCAGGGUGGAAACAAAGGAGAAUGCUAAACUGAAAGCUGUGCAUAAGCUUAAGGAGAAGAUUGGUUUGUUUGCUUCUCAGAAGCAAGAGAUUUGGGAUGCUAUGAAUCUUAGAUUAGGAAAGAAGUGGUUGGCAUAUGGUUUGAGAAGAAUAAAAGAGAGUGAGAUCAAGCCACUUGGCCUUAGCACCCCUUUGCUGGAUCAUAUUGCAAAAUUCAGGAAAGAGGGAAUGAAGACAGAUCACUGGUUCAAAACUUUACUGAAGGUAUGGAUGCAGGAUGUCAAUGCCAAAAAUGAGCUAAAUGAGGAUGUUCUCGUAUCUAAAUAUAUUGCUGAACCAGCACUUGCGCAAGACCUUAGGGAUGCGUUCUACAACUUUCAGAAGCAAGCUAAAGAUUACAUCUCAUCAGAAACUGCUGCUACGGAAGCAUUGUUGUCCAAUUUAAAGAGGGUGGAAUCAAUUAGUACGUGCACUGACGGUGGUAUCAUUAAAAUCCAUGCUUCUCUUAGCUAUAUUCAGAAGUGCCUUUAUCGAUAUGGUCUAAUUAAUCUCGAAGGUUUCCCUAGACAUGUUUCGGCCCUUGUCUUGCAAGAUGAUGAGUUAAUAGUAAGUUGGUUUGCAGGAAUAAUUCAUCGUUGGAUAAGAUGGUUUUCUGAGGUUGACAAUUUUAAAGAACUUCAGCUUAUGUUUGUUGAAAGUGUCAGAAAAUCCUGCAUCAGGACACUAUCUGCAAAGUAUCGGAUGUAUGAAAAAUUGACAGAAAAGCGGUUUGAACUUGAUGAUCAUGGCAUCCCAAUGGUCGAGGAUUUUGAGGCAACAAUUAAACCUCUAGAAUCUAGUUACUCUUUUGCUUCCACUGAUGAAGCUUUGAUGUAUGGCAUUUCUAGUAGUGGUUUAUUUGUGUUAACACUGUCAAGAGUUAGAGUCCCUACUCGACAAUUCAACUGCUUUGUCAUGGGCUGCCAAUCUGCAUCACCAAGUAUGUAUUUGCUUCACGUGAAGGAGAAACAACGUUUUCCUGGAUGGAGGACAGGUUUCUCGUCAUCGAUUCAUGGGAGUUUGGAUGGUAGACGAAUUGGAUUGUGCACCCAGCAUGUUAAAGAUCUAUAUUUGGGACACAUCUCUCUUCAAUCAGUUGAUUUUGGUUCCCUGGUUAGAUGACUCGAAGAUGAUACCUGUCAUUUUCCAAUAGAUGAAGGCUUUCUACUGACUCACAGAAUAGCAUGUUCAGUGCUUGUAAAUCCAUAUAUGGUUGUAGCUAAGGCUAACCAUAGUACUCAUUUUGUGAGAGAUAACUUAAGUGGUAUGUUUGUGGACUUCAAACUGAAAAUGAGCCUACAUUUUGAAAGCGGCUUCUUUUUGGCUAUUGCAUUGCAAGGCCUGGACUGUUUCACUGGUUGUAACUCGUAUACAGAGGCAGUUGUCGUGUGACAAGUUCCUAACUGAAUCAGGCAGCAAACUGUAUAAACAGAACUGAAGGAAAAAGCGGGUUGAUCUGAUCUGAUCUGAUCCAAUGAGAACUGUUCAUGGAGAGAAGUGCAGAAUGCACUCAGGUUCACAAGAGGUGGUUGCAAUCACAUGUUGCAUUUCCCAUGGUGAUAGACUUGGGUAAAGGUCCUGCAUUUGACUCAUCAUUAAUUACUGUAUUUUGGGAUGAGUCAUGGCUAUUGGCUACAUAAUUCUAAAAACUUAAAUGGAAGUGCUCCCGAUUCUUACCAGCUUGAUUUCUGCUCCUCUCUUGCUGCCAGUUACCAUCAGCAAUUCUGAAAACAGACAUGUGUGUCAGUUUGCCAAACAUCCUUUCUUACACUGAAAAGAGAAUGAAAGAGGGAAAAUGAACUUGACUCAAGUAUGCAAACACAAAAGAAGUGCUGAUAUCGACCUCUAUGUGCAAUAGUGACAAAGGGGCCAAGGGUGGCUGAGAGGAUGGCCAGCCCGAGCAAGAAGCUUAUACAGUUUAACGGCUGCAUAACUAACUGUCUACUGCUUUUAGGUAUGUCUGUCAUGUAACUAACGGAAAGGGAAGGAGAAAGAAGAACAAAGAAGGGUAGAUUUAUAGGGUUGCAGAGACAUGGGCCCUCCAUUGGUCAAAGACUCAAGGUGUUGGGCGUGACAAGUGGCUGCGAAAAGCAUGAGCAGGAUGCCAGCUUGAGCUUGGGGUCCUCUGCCUGAUUGUACUGCUGGGGAACAAGUCCCAGCCUCCCAGGCCGCUUUGCACCUGGUGUGAAGAUUCAUACAGACGGUACUGUGGCUGGAAUGUACUAUCUGAGACAGUCAACACGGUCUUCUGGGACUCAAGUGGUACCAGCUGUGCAGCCCAUGUCUCGGCAUCGUGGUUCGCCUGUUUCGAGCAUCUGAAGGCUGAAGCCAAAUGAUUCAGAGUACUGCAUAAUUCAUUUUGUCCAGACCGAGGCCGUCCGAAAUCCGUCCUUGGGAUGCUGGGGCAUUUGCUUGUCAUGCUGUAUUUGUGAUAGAAUCAUGGAACUGAUGGAAUUUGUUUCCUUCUAGGCACUGUGAUGUGAACAGCCUAACUUUGGGCCCUUUCACUGAGAUGCAUGACUGUAGUAGCUUUGAAGUUUCCAGUAAUAGAAGUUUUUGAACCA